UCUUGAUUCCAAUCGCCCUCCUAUAGCGAAGGGUCGGGAAAAGACUACGUUUCCCAGGCGCAAAGGGUCCGUCGCGAGCUCCGGAGUGUUUGAGGGAGGAGGAGGGGAGAGGAGAGUCAACUGUUACCGUUUGGACGGAGAAGUACAAGAGGAAGAAGGCAUGGCGGUGGAUAAGGAGCUGCUGGAGCUGGACCUGUAUGCUCUGCUGGGCGUCGGCGAGAAGGCGGCGGAUAAAGAGAUUAAGAAAGCUUACAGACAAAAGGCCCUUACUUGCCAUCCAGAUAAACAUCCCGACAAUCCCAAAGCAGCUGAACUCUUCCAUCAGUUGUCCCAAGCAUUGGCACUUCUAACAGAUGCAGCAGCAAGGGCAGCAUAUGAUAAAGUAAGGAAAGCCAAAAAACAGGCAGCAGAAAGAACUCAGAAACUUGAUGACAGGAGGAAAAAAGUCAAACUUGAUCUUGAAGCCCGAGAAAGAGAGGCCCAGUCUCGGGUCAGCAAGGAGGAAGAAAUCCAUAUAACUAGGACAUUGGAACAAGAGAUUCGACGGUUACGUGAAGAAGGAUCCCGCCAAUUGGAAGAGCAACAGAGACUCAUCAAGGAGCAAAUCCGACUUGAGAAAGGACAGCAGGUGCAUGGUAAGGCCAAGCAAGAUCAGAGCCUCCGCAAAGGAACACCCAAGCUCAAACUGCGAUGGAAAUGCAGUAAAGAAGAUGAGACUAAAGGUGGUUACUCAAAAGAAGUUCUUCUACAAAUUCUACAAAAGUAUGGUGAAGUACUGAAUUUGCUGAUUUCAAGCAAGAAGACUGGGAGUGCAGUUGUGGAAUUUGCCACAGUCAAAGCUGCUGAGAUGGCAGUGAAAAAUGAAGUUGGACUGAUAAAUAAUCCUCUAAAAAUCACCUGGCUAGAGGGCCAACCACAAGGCAGCACAGUGUAUGCUGAUGGCAGCAUCCAGCCACGAAUAUCCCAGGAUUCCGUAGUCUCAGAACGGGAUUAUGAAAGCCUUGUGAUGAUGCGGAUGCGCCAAGCGGCUGAGAGGCAGAAACUUAUUGAGCAGAUGAAACAGGAAGACGAGGAAGAGUCAUACACGUAGUACAAAGAAAAAACAUUAUUUGGAGCUUUUGGUUAUGCUUCUUAAAUUAAGUCAAUAAAUAUCCUUUUUCAAAACAA
This is a messenger RNA of Anolis sagrei ordinatus, 1167 nucleotides long. The record is from RefSeq and is a predicted model, not a curated record. Lineage: Eukaryota; Metazoa; Chordata; Lepidosauria; Squamata; Anolidae.